Molecule: messenger RNA, 2181 nt
Organism: Gopherus flavomarginatus (Mexican gopher tortoise)
Lineage: Eukaryota; Metazoa; Chordata; Testudines; Testudinidae
Product: zinc finger protein with KRAB and SCAN domains 1-like
Exons: 3
Coding region: 146-625 (159 amino acids)
Biological process (GO): regulation of transcription by RNA polymerase II
Molecular function (GO): RNA polymerase II cis-regulatory region sequence-specific DNA binding; DNA-binding transcription factor activity, RNA polymerase II-specific
Source: RefSeq, a predicted model, not a curated record
UUGAUGAACUCUCCUUUGGAAAACACCUUUGGGAAUAGCCCUUCCAAGCGGUGAGGAAAAUUCUCCAUCAGCUGAAGUCAGGGGCCAGUUGUUGCAAAACACACUCCAGCCCCUCUCUGCUUUCACAUCCUCAGCCAAACCUGCCAUGAUCUGGCUGGAGCGUGAGGAGGAGCUAAGCAGCCUGAUUCUCCAGGACUCCAAGGAAAGGGAAGGCCCGAGAGAAGGUGCCAGGACAGGGAAUGAGAACGAGGAGGAGAAUCCCCAGCAGGAAGGGUCCGCGGGAACAGAGCUGCACAGGACAUCUGCCACACAGCGGGGAGGAGGUAGCGAGACCCCGGGCGGGGCAGGACCGCAGCAGGCAGAGCCCCUAAAGGAGAACGAAGCCAGAAUGGGGGAGAAACUCUACCAGUGCACCCAGUGCCACAAACGCUUCAGCCGCAGCUCCAGCCUGCUCUGUCACUGGCGCUCCCACAUGGGUGAAAAGCUGUUUCACUGCACCGUGUGUGGGAAGGUCUUCACGCAGCAUGGGAACCUCAUGGAGCACAGCUGGAUCCACGCCGGGGAGCGCCCCUUCUGGUGCCCCCAGUGCGGGAAGGCCUUCGCCCUGAGCACUUCCCUGAGCUAGCACUGCCACAGCCACACCAGGAAGCGGCCCUACACGUGCCUAGAGUGCGGGAAGGGCUUUGGGGUGAGCUCUGCGCUCGUGGUCCAUCAGUGCAUCCAUACUGGGGAGCGGCCCUACUGGUGCGGGGAGUGUGGGUGCGGCUUCUGCCACAGCUUCAACCUGGUACGGCACCUGCACACCCACACCGGGGAGCGGCCCUUCAGCUGUGCCCAGUGCGGAAAGCGCUUUGGGGAGAGCUCCACCCUGAUCCAGCACCGGUGCACCCACAUCAGCGAGCACCUAUACCAGUGCUCUGACUGUGAGCAGGGCUUCAGCUAGGCCUCCCACCUGGCUCAGCACUGGCGCACCCACAGCGGGGAGCGGCCCUACGCCUGUGCCAAGUGCGGGCGGCGCUUCGGGGAGAGCUCCAACUUCAUCAAGCACCAGCAGGGGCAUUCAGGGGAGCGGCCCUACAAGUGCCCCUGGUGCAGGAAAGGGUUCGGCCGCCAUUCCAACCUGAUCCACCACCAGCACACCCACGUGGACACCAAGCCCUUCAAAUGCCCUGACUGUGGGAAGGGCUUCACCCAGAGCAGCCGCUGCACCCAGCACUGCCGGGUCCAUGCCAGCCAGAAGCCCUGCCAGUACCCCCAGUGGGGGAAGGGCUUCAGCCAGAGCUCCCAAUACACCUACCACCAGUGCAGCCACACUGGAGAGCGGCCCUUCCGCUGUGCUAGCUGCGGGCAGGCCUUUAGCCUCAGCUCCUACCUGAUCUGGCACCAGAAGAUCCACAGUGAGGGGACCCCUGCUAGCCAAUGACAUGGGGUGGGAGAGGGUGUGGGAAGUUUGGGUGGAAAUCAGCUCAGAGAGACCCUGCCAUGGACCCACCUGGGGGGAGAGGGGCUCAGUCGUGAUUCAGCACCAGGGAAUCCCCAUCCAAGAAAGCCCCUGCCAUUGACCCACAGGCUGUGUGGGAAAGAAGCUGACAUGGUAACUCAGCCUCUGCCAUCAAGUGAGAUCCCAGUGUGCUGCGGUGGCUGGCCAGGAUCCUGGGAAUGUUGAAUAGGAACCAGGAGACUAUUCCCAGAGACUGGAUCCAGUUCUGGUGCCCACAGUUCAAACCGGAUGGUACAUAACGAUGGCCAUACUGGGUCAGACCAAUAGUCCAUCUAGCCCAGUUUCCUGUCUUCUGACAGUGGCCAAUGCCAGGUGCUUCAGAGGGAGUGAACAGCACAAGCAAUCAUUGAGUGAUCCAUCCCCUGUUGUCCACUCCCAGCGUGUGGUGGCACAUUGGAGUGGGUUCAUAGACGUUGCCAGACUGGCUCAGCUCCUAGCACCAUCUAGUGCCAUAUUCCAACUCUGACAGUGCCCCAGCUGCUGCUGAUAAAGGUGUGAGAACCCUACAAUAGCACAUGUGGGGUAAUCUGCCCCCCAUGUUAGGUCUCAGCCUGGACUGUAACGGAGCAUAGUGGCCUUUAGUGCCAGCCACAAGAAUAGUUCCGAGUCUGGAAAUACCUUCCUUGUAGUGAAUGACGGAAGAAGCUUGAUCUCUUUGUUUCUCCAAGGGAAGGCUCAGA